This is a messenger RNA of Zophobas morio, 2164 nucleotides long. Its product is annotated as protein takeout-like. The transcript has 3 exons. The record is from RefSeq and is a predicted model, not a curated record. Lineage: Eukaryota; Metazoa; Arthropoda; Insecta; Coleoptera; Tenebrionidae. The coding region runs from base 1380 to 2111 and encodes 243 amino acids.
UCCAGAUUUUUCGAAAAAUUAUAAGAUUUAAUUUUGCGAAUUUUAUUUUUUUAUGAUAAUCCUUAUAACUCAAGAAAAUUUUUGUUUACUGUAUUAAGAAGAGUCUGGCCACAGCGUCUAACAGAAUAACAAUUGAACAUUUUAUAGUAAAGAUGAAGGGGUUGAUUUAUCUACAUCUUGCAAAAUUACACCUUCUCACUCGUCUUUAUUAUUUUAGCUAUUUUUAUACACAACUAAUAACAUUCACAUCAUCGUUGAAAAAUAUACUAAACAACAGCUGACCCAGAUUUGACCCUUGAGUAACGCCUCUGUUAACAACAAAAAACUAUUGAUUUAAGUCAUGAAUUUCAAGAAAUUGUUUCCUUCCAAACGAAAGAUUUCUGAAAGUCAUUCAUAGCCGAUGACGUAAACGUAUUCGGUAAAUUCACGUAAAUUACGACACAUCAAUAUUUUUUGCAAGUAUAAGCAUAAAAGUCAAGCUACAGUAGAUUUUGAGGUCACCAGUAAAUAGAAGAGCAUGAAAUCAGUUACGCUAACAACGUCAUUAAUCAAUACACCAAACAAUAACAGUCCCAAGACAGACCUUGAGGAACUCCAGUUUCUGGAAUAAAUAGUUGGGGUUUAAAACCAUUAAUCUUCGCAAAAAUACAUCGUUUAUCGAAGUAUGAUUCCAGGAAUGAUAUUUAGCUAUCGAGAAGUCAAAGGAUUCUAAUUUCCUUAACAAACAGCAAUGAUCAGUUCUGUCGAAAGAUAUGAAAAAUCGCCAUAAACGACAUCAGCCUGACGAUUAUUAUGCAAAACAUCGCAUCGUUGAAAGUUCUUUAAUGAACCUGACGCACUGAUAGAAUCAAUUUGUGAGAAACGAGUUUAUAAAACUGCUAAUGUGUUUGCAAAGUGAUUAGAAAAAUAUAGGAAAAAUACUUGCUUUGUCAUCAAGUGAGAUAUUUCAGUGUUACUUGCACUAAUAUUCAGCAAUAAUAAGUUAUUCCAGUCUACAUCGACUUUACCAUCUAUGCCCAAAAAGUGGUGUCCCACAGAGGUCCGAUUUGGAUCCAGUGCUAUCCAACGAACCAAAAGAAAUUAACUUUCUGAUCCGUUAGCCUUAUUCUGGAGGUCAUUACUUGACAAACUUCAAGUAAACAAAUUUUAAUCAUCUAACGCACGCACGUGUGUAGCAGAAACUAGUUUUGUGAUAUAUAUAAUUUUUUUUCUAUAUUGAUCCACAGUAAUUGAUUAGCGUUGCUGACCCUGGCGAUUUUUUUAUCAUAUUUUUUUAAUGUAGUGUUCCAAAUCUUUUUAUUGCUUCUCGUGUGAGUUGUAGCGUCAGCUUGGUGUGUAAAACAAAAAAGUUUGAAAUUUUUGUUUAAUUUGUGGUCAAAAUGAGGUUUUUGUUGCUUUUUUUGUGCGUAGUCGCGCCCGUUUGGUGCGUAAAAUUACCGCCGAAUUUUUUGAAGUGUAAUCGUAGUCAGCCUAACCUCAAAGAGUGCGUUUUCAAAGCAGCUCAACACGGCAUUUCCCAGAUGUACAAACCUUACAAAAAAGUGCGUUUUCCUAGCGUCGAGCCCUUGGAAAUCCUCGAAAUGUCGUCUAGUAUUAACUCGAACUUGAUAAAACUGAACGAGCACUUAAAGGAUUGCAAAUUUUUUGGAGUAUCGAGGGUGAAUUUGACGAAUUUUGACUUCGAUUUGACGGAGAGAGUUAUUUUUGCGGUUGGUGUUUUUCCUAAAGUGGAAGCUUCGUGUGGUUAUAAGUUAAAUGGUUCUGUUUUCACUAUACCGAUUUAUGGCGAAGGAGUCAGUAAGCUGGAUUUCACCAAUUUUAGCAUGUCUCUUCGUCUUACUUACGACGAAGUGACCAAAAAUAGCAAAACCUACGCCAAAAUAACCUCAAGUAAAGUAGACGGAAUGGCUGACAAUAUUCAUGUGGAAAUUGGUAAUUUGUUUAAUGGAGAUGAAGAUUCUGGAAGACGCAUAAAUCAGCUGAUUAAUGAUAACUGGAGGGAACUGUAUGAUGAUAUUAAAGAUGAACAUUUGGAAAUGCCGGCUCAGAUGUUCGCUACAUUAACGGCCGGAUUUUUUUCGAGGGUUUCCCUCGAGGAAAUGUUCGAUUGAAUUAUUUAUUUGUUAAAUCGUUUGAGUAAAUAAAUAUUCUGUUUGCUCUUUUA